AUGGCGUCUCCAGCGGAGAGAGAAGGACGGUUGGCAGUCCCUGCUGAUGCCCGACCAGGCGAUGGGAUCAAACUAGCCAAGGAACGGCGAGCAGGCCAGUUCUCAAGGCACCCAAUCUCUCAGCUCCAAGGACCCUUCGAGGAAUCAAUACAGGAAGCCACUGGCAUUGGGAAAGGUAGAUGGGUAGCCGAUCUUGAUGCUCAAUCUAGGCGCAAGAACCUCCUCGAAAGCCCCAAAUAUCACCCUCUCUGGAAACUCAUCGCCCAGAUGUCCUUUGGGGUUCACCUACUAGUUGAAAAACUCGCCAAGUCGGACGUGGAGGUCUUGAAAAUCCUUCAGGUCCAUGUAGACGAGAUGGAUGGAUUCCUCAAGAGGACCUCGGAAGAUUUCCUUAUCAUCCAGAUUGACGUGCGCACGCGGAGUAAGUAUCUCAGCCUACCUCUUGAAAAUCUAAUGAUUUUCGAUGAGAUGCUGGAGGAGCGCAGUUUCCGUGGCUCUAUGAUCGAAUAUAAUGACAGGAUCGAACACGCCGUCGAUCGGUUCGCAACUGCGAUUGAGGAUUCCCUCAAAGACAUCCAGAAAGGCCGGGAGGCGGUUGGUGCGCUGUGGACAUAUCUUCAACAGUCAGCUGAAAAGCGUAGUCCGUUGCCUGUUCGACUACUGGCUGUCUACCACGCUAUGCUCGCGAACGCGGAGGGCUGGAAUAUAGCACUUUCGAAUCUUCGUCGGAAGGGCGUCGCCCUGCAGUCGGCCCUUCUUCAGCUUGGCCUAGCCACAACGGAACUGCAGCGACGUGUGGGAGUGGCAAGUCGAAAAGCUGUUGUGUCCUACAUGCGAAGUACCAAUGGAUUGUCACGAAAGAAAUCACUACGGCAACGAUUUAUGGAAAGAGGCUCAUUCGUUAGCGCACCGGCCUUGACUCCGAACAAACCUCUUCCCCGUGCCCCAGACUGUCCGGCAACGGCGACCUUCUACCGGUCGACUGACCGUAAUAGGCUCACGCAGAAAAGUGUUCCGAAUCUCAGGGCGGCCAGGGAGAAUGACGAGCGUAAUGCGCACACGAAGCUACCCGACCGAGCCAAGUCUGUCAACGGUACUGCUGACGGCUUAGACUCGGAAGGCUUUGUGCUUAAACUUCGCCGUCUCUCCAGGUCCAAGCUCAGAACAAAGGAACUUACUAGCGAACAUCCUGAACCAUUACCAGUGCGCCCUUCCACUGCGCCGUCCAGGGAAUCGAAAGCUCGAAGUAUUUAUUUGGAACCACUGAAGUCCCUGCACAAAAGCAAAAGGGAACCAAGUCAGAAGGCCCAUACUUCGCUGGUGCCUGCUCAAACGGGACGCCCAGUUGCUCCUCAACCCUCAGCGAGACGAGAAACGAUGAGAAACCAAUUACUGCAGUAUUUCAAAUCCGACAAAGUGGUCGACGCUUGGGAACAUGAAACGCAGAAAGAGAGAAACAAUGCCGAGAAUUCCUCCCAGGCCAAGAAGGCCGGCCCUUGGAGCGAGUUUUGUGCAGAGUCGUCCAUCAAUGAUGAUGGCUGUCUACAGAUAAAAUCCGACAUGGUCGGAUCUGAUCUGAACAAUGACAUGGCAUGGCUCCACCAGGAUCUUGGCGCAAUGAACACUUAUUUUUUAAAGCCAAAAAGGGAUGUCGGACCCAGGAUCCAUGUCCUUUCGGUCCAGUUCAGCCUUGCGCAGGAUGAUAACGAAGUACAAAACCAAGACACUGAUGCGGAGCUCGAUGACACAGCAGGGGAGACACAAUCGGUGAUAACAGCUCUUCCUUCCAUACCAGCUGCGCCGGUGAAUACGGAAGAGGUUCAUCCUCAUGCGCUUUAUCCUGCAUACAGUCUCGAACAUCACUCUGAGCCUGCCAAAGUCUUCACCUGA
Messenger RNA from Aspergillus niger, 1890 nucleotides. RefSeq lists its product as hypothetical. The record is from RefSeq and is a predicted model, not a curated record. Lineage: Eukaryota; Fungi; Ascomycota; Eurotiomycetes; Eurotiales; Aspergillaceae. The coding region runs from base 1 to 1890 and encodes 629 amino acids. The transcript has 3 exons.